AUGACCUGCAAGAGAAGAAACAACGGACGCAACAAGCACGGCCGUGGCCACAACAAGUUUGUUCGCUGCAUCAACUGCUCCCGCUGUGUUCCUAAGGAUAAGGCUAUCAAGCGCUUCAACGUCCGUAACAUGGUCGAGGCUGCUGCCGUCCGCGAUCUUCAGGAGGCUUCCGUCUACGAGGAAUACACCAUUCCCAAGCUUUACGUCAAGCUUCACUACUGCGUCUCCUGCGCCAUUCACGCUCGUGUUGUUCGUGUUCGCUCUGUUGUCGAUCGUCGCAACCGUGCCCCUCCCCCACGCUUCCGUUUCGCCAAGGUGAGUUGA
Lichtheimia ornata is the source of this 324-nucleotide messenger RNA. Its product is annotated as 40S ribosomal protein S26-A. The record is from RefSeq and is a predicted model, not a curated record. The transcript is spliced from 3 exons. Lineage: Eukaryota; Fungi; Mucoromycota; Mucoromycetes; Mucorales; Lichtheimiaceae. Gene Ontology annotation, cellular component: ribosome; cytosolic small ribosomal subunit. Bases 1 to 324 code for a protein of 107 amino acids. Gene Ontology annotation, biological process: translation. Gene Ontology annotation, molecular function: mRNA binding; structural constituent of ribosome.